CAGAGACCAGGCAGAAGAGGAACCAGCAGCUCCUCCUGAAGAGAAGGAUCCAGGACAGGGACAGAUGCGGUGGCCCAGCCUGUCGUGGCUGGGCCUGGGGCCUGUGGUCCCCUCCCCGUGGCUGCUGCUGCUGCUGGCCACGGCGUCCUGGCUCGGGGCUCGGGUCCUCGUGUGGAUCUACACCUUCUGCAAAACCGCGUGGCGCCUCCGGUGCUUUCCGCAGCCGCCGAGGCGGAACUGGUUCCUGGGGCACGUGGGCCUGGGCCCGCCCACAGAGCAGGGCAUGCAGGAAGUGACGCAGCUGGUGGCCGCCUACCCCCAGGGUUUCAUGGUGUGGCUGGGCCCUGUUGUUCCCCUCAUCAGCCUGUGCCACCCCGACGUCGUGCGACCCGUCCUCAACGCCUCAGCCCUUCCCUGGCCCCGGGAUCCAGGUUUCUUGGCCUUUCUUCCCUGGCUUGGGGACGGACUCCUGCUGAGCGCCGGGGCCAAAUGGGGCCGCCACCGGCGCAUGCUGACGCCCGCCUUCCACUUCAGCAUCCUGAAGCCAUACCUAAAGAUCUUCAACGACAGCGUCAACACCAUGCACGCCAAGUGGCGGCGUCUGAUGGCGGAGGGCGUCACGCGUCUGGACAUGUUCGAGCACAUCAGCCUCAUGACCUUGGACAGUCUGCUGAAAUGCGUCUUCAGCUUUGACAGCAACUGCCAGGAGAAGCCCAGCGAGUACAUCGCUGCCAUCGUGGAGCUCAGCGCCCUGGUGGCCAAGAGACACCAGCAACCGCUGCUGCACCUGGACUUCCUGUACCAGCUGACCCCCGACGGGCGCCGCUUCCGGAAGGCCUGCCGCCUGGUGCACGCCUUCACCGACGCCGUCAUCCGGGAACGGCGCCGCUCCCUCCUGGGCCAGGGCCUGGAUGAUGGCCUCCAGGCCAAGGCCAAGGCCAAAACCCUGGACUUCAUCGACGUGCUUCUGCUGGCCAAGGAUGAGGACGGGAAGGUGCUGUCCGACCAGGACAUCCGGGCGGAGGCCGACACCUUCAUGUUUGAGGGCCACGACACCACGGCCAGCGGGCUCUCCUGGGUCCUCUACAACCUGGCCAAGCACCCGCAGCACCAGGAGCGCUGCCGGCAGGAGGUGCGGGAGCUGCUGCGGGACCGCGACCCGCAGGAGGUGGAGUGGUGA
This is a messenger RNA of Dipodomys ordii (Ord's kangaroo rat), 1180 nucleotides long. Its product is annotated as phylloquinone omega-hydroxylase CYP4F2-like. The record is from RefSeq and is a predicted model, not a curated record. The transcript has 11 exons. NCBI's taxonomy places the organism in Eukaryota, Metazoa, Chordata, Mammalia, Rodentia, Heteromyidae. Gene Ontology annotation, molecular function: iron ion binding; oxidoreductase activity, acting on paired donors, with incorporation or reduction of molecular oxygen; heme binding. The coding region runs from base 65 to 1180 and encodes 371 amino acids.